Messenger RNA from Scaptodrosophila lebanonensis, 2992 nucleotides. RefSeq lists its product as uncharacterized. The transcript is spliced from 6 exons. NCBI's taxonomy places the organism in Eukaryota, Metazoa, Arthropoda, Insecta, Diptera, Drosophilidae. The coding region runs from base 411 to 2087 and encodes 558 amino acids. The record is from RefSeq and is a predicted model, not a curated record. Gene Ontology annotation, molecular function: zinc ion binding.
GCGUCCGCGAAUUAGUAACAAAAAUAUUCUUUUAAGUGGAACGUAACGUAAUAAUAUUGCUGAACUAUUGCUAAAAAACGGUGUCAGUGCUCUAGUUCAGUAGUUUAGUGCAUAAAUUGCAGUGCAGCCUAAAAAAAAGAAACGCAACAACCGUAAACGCAUUAAAAGAAAAACGCCUGCUACAAAAUUGACGCGCUGAAAUCGCUCACAAAAUGUGAAGAGCAGUUUAAACAAAGACAAACAGAACAAUUUUAUUUAAUCUUAAAAUAUAAAAUAACAAGCAGUGACAACGAAAACAUAACAUUGUGCGUGGGCGCAAGACUGCAGUAACCCACCAAUUUAUUCAGCAGCUGUAUCUAGCUACUUUAUUUCUUUCUUUUUCGAACAAUAUUAAGUCGAUUUAAUAUAGAAUGCUACCCAGUUUUCGUAACUUAAUGCGUUGCUCGACGAGCGUUUUGCAAGCCGCCGGUGGCACCACCGCCAUAAAGAUGCGGAACGGCCACAGCAAGGCCACAGCACCCUUUGGCCCCUUCCCGCCCGAUGAUGAGCUCGCCUGCUCGGGUCGGGGGGACUGCCUCAAUGGUACCUGUCUCUGCGAGAUCCGCUAUGCAGGCGACGAGUGCAGUGGCUUCAAUAUUCCCUACUAUGCCGGCAUCUCCAGCGUCUUCUACCUGGUUGCACUCGUCUCGGUCAUUCAGCUGUUCAUCUGUAUUGUCGCCGAGUACCAGCGCCUGAAGCAGCCCUCGGUGCUACGUGCCUGUCGCAUCACAACCCAGAAGCUGCUCUACUUCAUGGUCUUUGUAGCGGCUUCUCUACGCGGCGCCUACUUCACCACACCGUUGGAACAACAACCUCAAUGGGCUGUCACCCUGAUGUCGGCCUAUUAUCCCCUGCUGAUGACCUGCGCCUCCCUCAUCGUCUGUUUGUGGGCCGAGAUCUUUCAUUUGCGCGACAUACGCUGGGAAAAGUCCCAAUUCCUGUCGAAGAGCUUCCUGGGCUUUGUGGCCUUCAAUUUCUUCCUGUACAGUCUGUUUGGCAUCGAGGUCUUCAAUUCGCUGAUCAACGUCGAUCGUCGCGCCUAUGCUCAUAUCUUUAAUGGCUGCUAUGCAGUUUUAUUGCUCAUCGUAGUGAUCUUCUUUCUCAUCUAUGGUGUGGAGGUUUUCUUCAAACUCCGCGGCGGCUUCGUCUACGAUCAGACGGGAAAAAUACUGGGACCCAGCGAGGCCAUUGUAAAUGCCUCCCAGCUGCAUCAGUCGCGCUUUGGUCUGCUCAGUCAGGCCAUAAUGCUCAUUGUUAUUGUGGGCUUCCUGGCCUCCGAAACUUUGGGUGACUUCUGGAAGACAAAAGUGCCCGUCUAUUCUCGGAACUGGCAUGAUAUUGUCUUUCGGAUUGCGGAAAUUGGUGUUGCUGUGUGGUUCCCCUGCUGCCUCUGGAACUCGAUGGCUCCCGAACAGCUCUGGAUACUUAAUCCGCGGAAACUGCUUUCGCGUCAAAUCGAUCCCUCGAUACCCACGAUGAAUGCGGAUGCCAGCAAACUGUCACCCGAAGAAGGUCAAUCGUUUCUCACCAAGAAAGACUGUUGGAUAUGCUAUGACAGCGAUAAACCGGAGCCGCUCAUUCAGCCCUGUCGCUGCACGGGUGAUGUCAGCUCCGUGCACCACAAGUGUCUCAAGCGCUGGCUUGUAGAGAGCUGCAGCAACUCGGAGGCACAGCUCUCGUGCAAGGUGUGCGGCCAUCCAUACGAAAUUGAGAAAUCCAAAAAACUCGAGUGGGAUAAAGGUUUCACUGUUCAACACUGGUCCAAAACAUUCAUAUUAAUUACACUGAUGGUUGUGACGGGCGCCGCCGCCUGGGUGGUUAUACAGAUGAACACAGAUCCGUUAGUGCGAGUGAUGACUGUCGGCAUAGCCGUGCUGAUCGCCUAUGUGUGCGUCAAGUGUCUGGGGGAGAACACGGUGGUGGCCUAUCAGCGGGCCAAGGUCAGCUCGAUUAACAUUGUGACGACCAGCACGGAGAUGGAGAAACUGCACACCAUUUGCGAGGAUGUGAGCGCCAGCACCUCAGCGUCGGCAGUGCUCAACACAUAGGCGGCUGUUCAAAUCGGCGCAUCGUCAUCAUUAUCAGCAUCAUGAUAAUAUGUAUCAUUAAUUUAUGCCAUAAGGAACACACACUCCCAUCAACCAGACAUCACACUUAUGUAUAAUUAGUUGUGCACACAUUUUGCAAUGCUCAAUUAGUUUGUUAGCGUUUAUCCCGAUUCUUCCCCAACAACAACAUAUGUUAGUGAGCAAUGUGUACAUAGAUUUUAAAGAUUCUUAGCUGGUAAGCGAGUUAAGCGAUGAAGCUGUUCAGCUUUUGCAAACGGUUCGAUUAACGAGUCAAUUUUUGUCUCUCAAUUUAGCACGCAUAUUUCUAAAUCUAUGCGCGAAAUGUAUUAAAAGAAGCCAAAUAUUUCAUAGUUUAAAAAACAUGUUUGAAACUUAAGUCAGUAUCGAUAACAACAACAACAAAACAAACAUCCACACACACACACACACACACUAUUGAGAUUAUGAACGAGUUGCCAAGUAGUCCCAUUUUACGGCCCAUUUUACGGGGUGGCGGGAAUUUCGGUCAGUUUAGCUGCCCGUCCUAGGCGUUAGUAGUUUGUAGUCACACAGCUUUUUGCUAUUCUAUUAUUGUUACGAUUAUUAUUAUUACAGCACACUAUUAAAGUCUACAUAAAUAUGUACUUCUUUUUCAAUUUACCGAAUAUUAAUUCUAAGUUGAUAUAUUUGUGUUAAAUAUAGUAUGUUUUGUGUGUUGAUGAUUACGCGUAGAGCAUAAGUAAUUUGAAAAUACAUUUAACAAUUUAAUUUAUUAUACCAUACCACAUACAUUUCAAAACUGCUUCGAUUAUAAGUUACUCAAAUUUAAUUUGCUACCACAUAGGCUACCAUAAAUUUUUGUGAUACACAAAUUAAGAUAAUUAAAAACAAAUUUUUAAAAUCAA